Messenger RNA from Sinocyclocheilus anshuiensis, 954 nucleotides. RefSeq names its product protein FAM26D-like. Gene Ontology annotation, molecular function: monoatomic cation channel activity. The transcript has 2 exons. The record is from RefSeq and is a predicted model, not a curated record. Gene Ontology annotation, cellular component: plasma membrane. The coding region runs from base 22 to 654 and encodes 210 amino acids. Lineage: Eukaryota; Metazoa; Chordata; Actinopteri; Cypriniformes; Cyprinidae.
UCGACCUUAACAACACCGACAAUGAGCAAGGAAUGGAUAGCAUGCUUGAAAAAACAGCUGAAGAAGAGACCUUUUUAUUCAAAUGCAAUUAUUGGCUUUUUAAUGGUGGGACUUGAGAAACUCGUGGAGAUGGACUUUGCAUGUCCUUGUAAACCAGCGAUGAACCUGCUGUUUUCUGCAGCAUAUUUUGUGGUUCCUGCUCUGUUCUCCAGCACACUCAUGUUUUAUAUUCAAAGCCCACAAUGCAAAACAAAGUGUCUGCUCUCCACGGUAACCUGCAUCAUUCCAGCUGUUGUUUGGAUCAUGCUGCUGCUCUUUGAUGGACAAUACUUUGCCUGUGCGAAAACCUCCUGGGAAGGACUGACGGUUCACACGGAUAUAUCUGCUUCAACAACAUGGUGUCAGCCUUUGAUCAAUUCUAACAACAUCACUGAAAAGCAAAUGGCAUUUUUUGGCUUUCGAAAUACUUCUCAGAUAGUGGCACUGGCCAUGCUGGCUCUGAGCUCUCUGCCCCUAUUUAUAAUUGGAUGCAUGAGGUGUCGCCAUCAAACAGCAGGAACCAAAGAACCUGAAGCUGAACAAGUGGAAAUGGAGGAUCCUGGUCAAAGUUCAGCUCCCCCUCGUGAAAGAUCUUCAUUAAUGGAGGAUGAAUGAGGUGCAUCUUCUGAACAGCUGUAAAUACAGAAGCUUUAAACAGAGGUUUUGCAAAGCACCAUUAAUGGUCACAAAUCUCAUGUUUAAAAUGGUACAAAAAAGGGGAAACAACAACAUUUGUAGCACAUUCUCAUCUAGCUGUACCACAAAGUGCAUUUGUUUCUCAGACGUCUUGGCGUCAUUGACAGUAAGAAACCACAUCCUGUAAUUCAGUGCACUGUGUUAAGUAACAUGGUGCUCACGUUUGCUGACUUAUUUUUUUUACGCUUUUGGCUUGGUAUACUUACUUUGAAGUUUGUA